UCCUGUCACUUUGGCAUUUUUAGUUUUAUUUAUUGCACGCAACCGUAUAAAACCUGGUACUGGUCUCAGUGCCAGGCUUACUAGUGGAAAACCUGAAAGGACUACAUAUCUCCUGGUGCAGCAAAGAGCUUCUCCUGCAAGGCAUUUGCUGGACUCCUGAAAAAUUACUUUGAAUAACAUGGCAGAGAAGGAUUUCAUCAGUUGGCAUCUACUAGCUUUAUUUUUUCUUCCAUUUUGCCUGUGUCAAGAUGAAUACAUGGAGGUGAGCAGAAGAUCUUAUAAUCCAGUGGCCAAAGUAUUGCAAAGUCACCACCAGACUGGCCAUAAAGGUUCCAGAAGCAGGGAAAUAUUGAAACAGCGGAGUCAACUCAUAGAGUGGACUGUUGAUAAUAGCACUUCUACAGACCACAAAGUCCUGAGACCAGAGGUAGAUGAUGUAGAACUGACUACCUCAGAUAGAGUCCAGCCCCCACAAACUGGACCGCAGAAUCCGGACUGUAGUUCCUGCUGCCGUGGUGACUUUGGAGUUCGACUUUACCAAGGGCCCCCCGGACCUCCAGGGCCCCCUGGGAUGCCAGGGAAUCAUGGAAACAAUGGAAAUAAUGGAGCAACUGGCCAGGAAGGAGCCAAAGGUGAGAAAGGAGACAAAGGAGAUAUGGGACCAAGGGGAGAGCGUGGCCAUCAUGGACCCAAAGGCGAAAAGGGUUACCCUGGAAUUCCUCCAGAGCUACAGGUUGCAUUCAUGGCUUCCAUGGCUACUCACUUCAGCAACCAGAACAGUGGGAUCAUCUUCAGCAGUGUCGAAACCAAUGUUGGGAAUUUCUUUGAUGUCAUGACUGGCAGAUUUGGUGCUCCAGUGAAUGGGGUGUAUUUCUUCACCUUCAAUAUGAUGAAACAUGAAGAUGUGGAGGAAGUGUACGUGUACCUGAUGCAUAAUGGCAAUACAGUUUUCAGCUUGUAUAGCUAUGAAUCAAAAGGGAAAGCAGACACUUCAGGAAACAGUGCAGUCCUAAAACUUGCCAAGGGAGAUGAAGUUUGGCUGCGGAUGGGAAACGGAGCCCUCCAUGGGGACCAUCAACGCUUCUCCACCUUUGCUGGGUUUCUUCUUUUUGAAACCAAGUAAAACAAUAGAUGCUUAUCUGAUGAAACUUCUCUUUUGGAACUGGUAUUUUUCUCUGGACUGUGGAAUAGCAUUACAACAUUGAAAGGUCAAGAAGGCUUGUACUGAUGCAAUCUAUUGCUAUUUGUGUAUCAGAGUUGAGAUGAAUACAUUGGGUAGCUGACACACAGAUUCACAGAUGUAUUGUUAUCUGGGUUGUAGCUAGUGAAUCGUUAAAUGUUGCUAUUGCUCUCUUCUCCAAAGUGACUAAAAACAAACCCAAAGGAAAAGGAUUUCAAAUAAUUUAGAGAGCAGUUUGCACAGUAAAGUCAAUUCUGUCUCUAAAUAUACUUCAAUUAAGUAUACGUCAGGAAUUGAAAAAUCGGUUCAAGUUUUUCUGUUCAUUUAGUUCUUAUUACAUGCUCAUUUAAGUUUGCAUCACGGAAACAGGCCUAAAUGAAUUGUAAGUGGGCUCAACUGAGACCAGGUUUAAAGGAAGAAGUUUUUACUGGACUAGAAUGAACUUUACAAAUAGAAACAAAAAAUGUGAAAUUAUAGAUGUCAAGGAUUCAGGUUUAUUGCAUUUCCACCUCCAACCUCUGAAGAUGUAUCUGGUGUCAUUUUUCACAGAUUUUUAGUGCAUAUUUAUGCUCAGUUUCUCUUAAAAAAGAGUGGUAGUAGUACUUGCCUUAGUAGCAGCUUGAAGCUAAGGUAAUUUAGCAUGCAGUGUAAUGGGGAUCAGACAGGGGAAUGUAACAUUUCUUCCUAGCCUUAAAAUUGUUAAAACCUGAUGCAACUGAGUGUAAGGUGUCAAAGCAGAGCCAUAUAUGCUGGAGAAGCUGGAAUACGCCCAUAGGACAAACAGAAAAACACAAGUGGUGUGGAGUAUGGAGCUCUUUUAGAAGGAUGUACCUUUUCAUAUUGCGUGUUUACUUAACAGUGAAGUUGUUGAUACAGUUUUCCUAGCAGCUUUCCAAGAAAGAGCAUUUCAGGAAAAGACAUUUCUGCCUGGCAAAGCAGCAGCUAACUCAGUUCAAUAUUUAACUGGUGAAAGCAAACGCUGGCUGUCUCAGAAGUUCUGGUCACAGUGAACUGGGCCAUUCUUCAGCAUUAAUAUUUGCCACUGGUUUUUCAGAACUUGGGUACCUGAGAUCCUGUCUUGCUAUUUUCUUUUCAUCAGAAUCAGCAUCAAAUAGUAACUAAGACAACACUGAAAUUUGAAUGUAUCUUCUGCACAUUCUGGCUCUCCACACACAAUCUAAUGAAAUAUAAAUUACAUUUUAACAGACACUGCAUUUUAACCAGACAUUACCUGCUGUUAAUGUAUAACAAGCAGGUGGGGUUAGGAAAACAUUUAUUUGAAAAUCUUUUAUACUGGAUACAGAUUAUCAGUAGCAUGACAUAGCGCAAACCAAUCAAGAUCUGCCCUAUGAAUUUAUAUGUCCUUGUAGAUGCUCCUAGUGUAUGUAAACCAUGUCUUACGAUGAAAAAUGCAUGUUGAUACUUGAUUAUGACUUGUGAUUUUUCAGUUUUAUGCAUCAACCACUGAAAAUAUUAGCUUUAAUGAACAGUCGUCUGAUGAGUUUUAAUGUCUCUUUAUCAACUUGGGUCAGGUUUGCACCACAGAGGUUUUCAAAAUAUGUGACCUGGUUAUUUUAAUAAGCAUUUUAGUAAAAUUCAGGCAUGCCUUCAAACUAAAACCCACCCAACAGGCAAUGAGAUAAUGUUACUCUUUCAGAAUAAGUGCACAAGUUGUAUGAGAUAUACGGCAUCAUAAGCUAAUGUUCACAGUAGGAAAAAUCUGAAAAAAAAGUGUUUCUUGUUGUGUUAGGAAUGUUUGCUUACUUUGUAAAACAUACAUUUACCCAAUAAAGAUUAAUAGUCAUAAAA
Messenger RNA from Strigops habroptila (Kakapo), 2989 nucleotides. RefSeq names its product C1q and TNF related 3 (gene C1QTNF3). The transcript is spliced from 6 exons. The record is from RefSeq and is a predicted model, not a curated record. Gene Ontology annotation, molecular function: protein binding. NCBI's taxonomy places the organism in Eukaryota, Metazoa, Chordata, Aves, Psittaciformes, Psittacidae. The coding region runs from base 179 to 1123 and encodes 314 amino acids.